Messenger RNA from Cryptomeria japonica (Japanese cedar), 909 nucleotides. RefSeq names its product membrane protein PM19L-like. The transcript is spliced from 4 exons. Bases 109 to 606 code for a protein of 165 amino acids. Lineage: Eukaryota; Viridiplantae; Streptophyta; Pinopsida; Cupressales; Cupressaceae. The record is from RefSeq and is a predicted model, not a curated record.
UCCCCAAGAAAUGGUGAUACUUUUCCAUAACAAAGAACAUAUGCUGCAAGCAAGAAAUGCACAUAAAAACUGUGCAACUUAUUGUUAGCUGCCAUAUUGACUGCGAUUAUGGCAUCCUUGUCAAUUGUUUCAAUGCAGAUGGGCCAGAAAACAAUAAGUUUGGUUGUGGGGACUAUUCUGGUUUUGAACUUGUGCAUGUAUAUAACUGUAUGUGCAACAGCUGGGUGGGCACUUCACAAGGCAAUUGAACAUGAAAUCGUCACAGGACUGGAAACUACACUGCCCAACCCAUUGUGGGCGGUGUACUUUCCAAUGGGAAAUGGGGCCACUGGAUUCUUCAUAAUCUUUGCAUUGAUAGCCGGAGUGGUGGGAGUUGCUUCGUGCCUUUCCGGGCUUCAUUACUUGCGCUCAUGGACAGAAAAUGGCUUGGCCUCUUCUGCUCUAACAGCCUGGGGCUUCACUCUCUUGGCCAUGGGGUUGGCGUGCAAAGAAAUGAAUUUGCAGGGCAGAAACUCGUGUCUGAAAAUAGCGGAAUCAUUUGUGAUAAUUUUGUCUGCCACGCAACCGCUGUAUAUACUUGUGCUCACAAGCAUCGGUAUCGUUUAACAGAAUUGAAAAGUAUUUACUUCAAUAGUUGCUCUUUCUUGUUGGAAUGGCUAAUCCCAAUUCCAUUCCCCAGCAAAGCAGACGAGGUGCCUCUACUUCAUUUAACAGAGAAUUUUUUUUUGGUUUUGAAUUGCUCCUUCUCUGCCUCCAUCUCUUUUCUUCUUUUUAAGGAAGGUUAAGAGUCAAGGACUGUCCAGUAUCAGUAUCCAUCUGUCUUUUUCAACUUUCUUGUUAUAUCAUAUUUGAUAUCCAUCUCGUCUUUUUAAACUCUCUUGUUAUAUUAUUAUAUUUGUUAUGUUUCAA